CCAGCAGCCAGAACAAGCCACCAUCUCCCCUGGGCUUUCACAGUAGCCUCCUGACUGGUCUUGUUGCUUCGACACUUACACUUCCUGUUCUCUGCAAGGCAGCCAGAGUGACCUUUCACUAAUCCUUGUAUGACCUCUGAAAAUAUGACCUGAAGCAGAUGGAUGCACUCACAUAAGAAACAUCACCUGUGGCCUUCAUUGAAAAUGGGCCUGCUGCUCAAAGAAGUUGGGCUCUUGGAGUUCUCUAGCACAGGGGCCAUGAAAAUCAAUGACUUCCUUGUUUGCUGAUGGAGCAGAGGUAGAAUCUCUUGGUGUUUCCACAGAGAAAACACUGACCAUGAAGAGCCAAGAAAGAUGACAUGAUGAAGCCAUCAGGGGAAGCACCAAACAUCCUCAACUCUGCUCACCCAUGGUUUUCUCCCACCCUCCCAGAGCUCCUCCUGCAAUAUCAGAUAGAUGGGAGAGAAGGAUGGCAGUGAAGCGGUAAUGAGAAGUGGGACCAGGAAUCCAGGUGUCAGGGAAGGAAGACACGAAGCAGGCAACAAGAGAAGAUCUAGAAAGAAGGAGACUCUGAGAGCCAUUGUAAAGGAAGAUGUAGCCAGUUUUGGUAACAGGUUGUGUGUUAUUCUGCUUGAGCUGUGAUUAUGGUUUGGCUGUGUCCCCACCCAAAUCUCAUCUUGAAUUCCCAGUGUGGGAGGGACCUGGUUGGGGGUGACUGAAUUGUGGGGGCAGGUCUUUCCCUUGCUGUUCUUGUGAUAGUGAAUAAUUCUCAUGAGAUCUGAUGGUUUUAAAAAGGGGAGUUUCCUUGAACAAGCCCUCUUUCCUUUUCUGCCACCAUGUGAGACGUGCUUUUCACCUGCGAUGAUUGUGAGGCCUUCCCAGCCACGUGGAACUGUUGUGAGAAAUGGAGCACGAGCACCACACUUGAGGAGAGAGGCCACGAAGAGGACCCUCAAUCCUGGAUGGACAGAAGGAAGAGGAGGGAAUAAAAACAAAGAUCUCCCAACGGCAUCACUCUACUGCUGGGGGCAGACCCUGGGACGAAUUGCUCUGCCACCUGAGAUCGCUGAACAGAGUCCCCAUCAUCCGGGAGAGCAGCCAGCCAGUGAUGGGCCCCCGACAUGAAACUGGCACUCAGAAUGAAGAAUGCCUUUUCCAGCCUCUCUCGCUGGUGGAGUCUCCGUGUUCCAGCCAAUGAAGGACCACUUCACACACCCCUUUUUCGCCUCCAGAGUAGAUGGAACCGUGGAACGAGGGAAUCCUGCCCUCUGGUUGUGUCUGUCAUCUCCUACUGGGACCAGAGCCACAAAAGCCACAGAAGACCCAACUCUCUCCAGCAUGCAGGCAUCCCAACUAGAGGAAGCAAGGAGGCAGAGACCAAGAGGACAUCAAGAGGCGUUUGAACCCGCAGAGAGGGCCUGGCAGCACAAUGCUGAGCGGCACUCUGGGGACUUCUGUGUCCUUCCCAGUGUGAAGUGCAGGAGUGAGCAGUCAAAAGGCCCUUAUGUUUUUACUGAAUUGAAACACCUAGAAUGUGUGAAGAUACCAGGAAGGAGGCCAGAGCUUCAGGAAACCGCUGCAAAGAUGAUCUCACAAAGAAACCAUUGUGGCAGGGCUCCUGGAGCACUGAAGUUGAUGUGACGUGUCCUACUCCUGAGAGCACGCAACCCUGCUGGCUCCUUGGGCUUGCAUGGCUCAGGGAAAGGAAAAUAGCCCAGGUGUUUGGAAGAGAAGUAUGUGUGGAUGGAAUUAUUCAAAUGCUGAUGGAUGGAUUGGGUCUCCUCUCCUGCUGGCCCGGCAGCCUCUGCGUGGAAGGCUUUGCCCAGGAGAUGGGUCACAACAGCUCUGGUGAGAUGCUGGAAACAUAAGCCCAGGCAGAUAUAAUGGCAGUGAGUCACAGUAAACCAACAACCGUCAGGUGCUCAGGAGGGAAGCUGAAGCCAGGGGACUCGCUGUGCUGAGCUAAGCGAGGAGCAGGACUCUCCCGUUGUGCAAAACACAAAGAGCAGAGUGUUCAAGUCCAAGGAUCAGGUUCCUCCAAAUGGAAGCCCAAGCUGUGCACGCUGAGCUCCAGGGCUGGCGAUACAAUCACCUGCCUCUGCCCAUGCAGGAAGGUACCACUCAAACAUACCCAUUUCUCCCGGGGCAUGGGCAGGGGCCAGGGGAGACAGGGCCCUACCACUUCCCAUGUAAAACCGGGUGAGCAGCCCAGCGCCCGUCAGAGCCGAAGCACCUCACCUGCACCCCCGCCCCCGCCCAGCCUUGUAAUCUGGGCUCUGCUCGCCAUGUGCUCUGUGCUAGUGAAACUGCCCUCAGAGCAGAAAUAAACUGUUGGCUCUCAAGUUUUUCCAGACUAACCGGACUGGCCAAUGCCUGAGGCUCUGUGUUCAAGAUAAAAGUGCCUAAGAAAGAAAAGUGCAGGUAGGCAGUCCCCACUUCUCCAGGGCUGGUGGGCUCUGAGGAUCCUGUCUCAGCCUGCUGAACAGCCCAGAGUGGCUUUAAAAAAAAAAAAAAAAAGCCUGAACAACCUUUUUUUGCACAUGGGUCACAGUCAAGCUUCUUAAACUUGGAUGACAGUAAACCUAUGACUAACUGGAUAAUUAAAGCCACAAGUCUGGAGGCCUGGGCAGGGCUCUGCUCUGGAAUCUCCGGUGGCCUGUUCCAUAGGCCAGCGUCCCUUGUCCUUCCCAUAGCAGAAAUGCUUUCGUGAGUUGGAAACCCUCUGUGGUGACCUCUACAUCUUCUCAAGGUCAGUUAUCCACUUGUCCAUGGCUUCGUGCCCCCAUCCCACAUCCCUGUCCACUGCAUGGAAGGAGGAAAUCUAACCCACCCGCCACAGUGCAGCCCACACUCCCCACCCUGCCCCGACAGGAACAUGACAGAAGGUUUCCAACUAAAACCAAAGUUACUCAGCAAAGCUUCCUGCCAGGCAGCCGUGCUGGAGGGCGCAGCGUGCCUCUGUCUGCUCUUUCUGUUCUAUGAAACUUCUCUGCUGCAAGCACUUGAGAGCCUCUUGGCUUCCUGGGGAGAGUGGACUGAACUUCAAAGCAGACACAGCUGCAGCUAAGAAGCCCCUGGGUUGCUUCAAAGACUCUGUCUCCUCCCAGUCUGAAGCUUCUGGUGAAUGUUUCUCCCUCAUUUCUGAAACAACAGAUAGAGCUGUUGAAGUUUACAACGUCCCCCAAGGCAUUUCUGUGUUUCUGCCUUUAAUCUAGGGCCCAAGUGACCACCCACAAGAAUGCCCCGAACCCUGACUGCCUCAGGAUGCGUCCUGCAAUUUACAUUCCCGCGGUGCCUCUGCCUUCACCCCACGCUGGUGCCCCCGCCUCCACUCCAGCCGUCUCUCUGGCCACCCCUGCCCCCUCGCUUCUCUCCAUCAUGCCAAAAAGUGCCCUUGUCCUCUGACGGUGGAAGAGGGGAUUCAGUUAGGAGUCGGGAUGGCCUAUGUGAUUUUUGUACACUAUUCCAGAAUAGGUGUGUGGUUGCUUUAAAAAUAAAAAGAAAUGUGUCUUCCAAA
Molecule: messenger RNA, 3517 nt
Organism: Pan troglodytes (chimpanzee)
Lineage: Eukaryota; Metazoa; Chordata; Mammalia; Primates; Hominidae
Exons: 8
Coding region: 1147-1641 (164 amino acids)
Source: RefSeq, a predicted model, not a curated record